GGGAGGAAAGGAACACCUAAAACGGGGAGGAAGAAGCAGAGAGAAUCGAAGAGAAGCAACGACAGCAACCGAAAGAAGGAAGGACGACGGAGAAGAAGAAGAAGAAGCAGCGUUAGUAGGAGGCAUUAAUGGCGGCACCAAUGGCGAUGCACGGAGGCGGUGGUGGGUACCAUCAACCGGCGACCCUAGAAGAAGUUAGAACUCUCUGGAUUGGCGAUUUGCAGUACUGGGUCGAUGAGAACUACCUCAGUUCUUGCUUCGCUCACACCGGCGAGGUGAUUUCGGUCAAAAUCAUCCGUAACAAGUUGACUGGCCAGCCAGAGGGCUACGGGUUUGUGGAGUUCGUUUCUCAUCAGGCAGCUGAGAGGGUUCUGCAAUCCUAUAACGGAACGCAAAUGCCAGGGACUGAACUAACUUUCAGGCUGAACUGGGCUUCAUUCGGGAUUGGAGAGAGGCGUCCUGAGGCAGGGCCGGAGCAUUCUAUCUUCGUCGGGGAUUUAGCACCCGACGUUACAGAUUAUCUCUUGCAAGAGACUUUUAGGACUCAAUAUACUUCUGUUCGAGGAGCUAAGGUUGUGACUGAUCCAAAUACCGGGCGGUCUAAGGGAUAUGGUUUCGUUAAAUUCGGAGAUGAGAACGAGAGGAACCGUGCUAUGUCGGAAAUGAAUGGCGUUUAUUGCUCGACUAGGCCAAUGCGUAUCAGUGCAGCAACGCCUAAGAAGACCAGUGGUUAUCAACAGCAGUAUGCUACCACCAAAGCUGUGUAUCAAGCUCCUACGUAUGCAGCACCUGUCCAGGCAGUUGCAGCAGCACCUGAUACUGACCUCACAAAUACCACAAUUUUUGUUGGUAACUUGGAUCCUGCUGUCACGGAAGACGAACUGAAGCAAACGUUCUCACAGCUUGGGGAGAUUGUGUAUGUCAAAAUUCCUGUUGGCAGAGGAUGUGGAUUUGUGCAAUUCGCGGCUCGACCUUCUGCAGAAGAAGCCAUACAAAGGAUGCAGGGUCAUAUCAUUGGUCAGCAGUCAGUUCGUAUAUCUUGGGGCAAGAAGCAGGACCUUACCGCUACGUGGGGCCAACAAGCAGAUCAGUGGAGUGCUUAUUAUGGUUAUGGACAAGGCUAUGACGCAUAUGGCUAUGCAGCUACCCAGGAUCCAUCACUAUAUGCAUACGCUGGAUAUGCUGGUUAUGCUCAGUAUCCUCAGCAGGUGGAAGGUGCUCAGGACAUGACAGGUGCUGUCCCGAUGGUGGAACAGAGGGAAGAAGUGUAUGAUCCCUUGGCAGCUCCUGAUGUCGAUAAGUUAAAUUCAGCUUACCUUUCUGUUCAUGCUAGUGCUAUAUUAGGUCGGCCGUUAUGGAUGAGAACCUCGUCACAAGCUUAGGUACCAUCCGUCAUUCAGUGUAGUUCAGUUGUAAGGACUGGAAAGAAUAGUACUGUAAUUGCUCCAGUUAUCGUUUGCUGUGCUCAUGUUGUAACUCUAUUUAACUGCUGGUAAAGCUAUAUAUCAAAGGUACUUUUGGCAAGAUGGAUAAAUGUUUGAAAUUGAA
Messenger RNA from Linum trigynum, 1548 nucleotides. NCBI's taxonomy places the organism in Eukaryota, Viridiplantae, Streptophyta, Magnoliopsida, Malpighiales, Linaceae. The record is from the annotation of a GenBank genome assembly.